UAAAACUCUGAUUUAAUGUGAGUCCAGCCAUUGCUGAAGCAGCUUGUGAGACACUCCCACCUUUCUGCGCACCUGAAGCUCAAACAGCAGCAUGCAGCAACAGGGACGGCUGAAGCUGAGGCCAUGGCUGGAGGAGCAGAUUCAGUCUGGGAGGUACCCGGGAGUCAGCUGGCUGGACAAGUCUGCAUACAUCUUCCAAAUUCCAUGGAAGCAUGCGGCUCGCCAUGGCUGGAGCAUCGACAGGGAUGCCACGCUCUUCAGGAGUUGGGCCAUGCACACAGGUCGGUACCGUCCGGGUAAAGACAAGCCCGAUCCCAAGACAUGGAAAGCAAACUUUCGCUGUGCUUUAAACUCCUUGCCUGACGUGUGUGAGCUGCGUGAGCACAGCAAAAAGAGAGGCAGUAAUGCCUACAAAGUCUACAGGAUGUUACCCCGCUCUCAAACACAGAAGCGCAAAAGAGGGUUACGUUUGUUCAGCAGAACCCGGGAAAGACAGAUCAGUUCAGAAGAUAACAGACAAGAUGACACAUGCAUGACACCAACCUGGCAACCCACAACAAGGCCUAUUUCAGAGACAACGCAGGAGGUGGAAACAACUGCACAAAACACCCUCAUCAACACUCAUCCAUACGAGAUGUGGGAGCCCAAACAAGAGCACCAGGAACAGAGUGAGGCUGUCUUUAAGCUAGUGGAACACUUCAGCAACCAAGAUCUCUGGAACCAGACUGGGGAUCAUAAAGGAUGGAGACAGCACAAUCUUUGGAACCAGUGGCCAUGUGCUACUGUUGAAGAAAACCCUUACCCUCACUAUAUGGAGAACUGCAGUGAUCUGUUAGGACCAAACUACAUGAAGGAACUGUCUGACUGGUCUGCACAUAAUUUAACACCGAUGCAAUAGCCAUGUGCCCAAAAUUCAUCCUCCCUCCAAUUGUGUUUACAAGCUAUUUUAUUAUUUUAUCAACAUGUCAUAUGAUGCUUAUCCCAAAGAAACUUAAAAAAAGUGCUAAAGCCACAGGGUAACUAUGCUGCUCUGUCAGUCAAUCUUCAUACUAAGCAUGCUGGUAUGGAGAUCUUGUUGCAAGCCAAGCCCGGUGGCUCUUGUCAUCUCUCGUUCUCAUGAUUCGGCGCCUCAAGCUCACCAGAGUGACUCCAAGCUCAAACGAAAGCUUUCCGAGUAAACAGAUCUCAUUUCAGCUUCAUGCAGGCUCUUCUUUCCUUGGCUUUUUCAAAAUGUUUAGCCAAUAUGUUGAAGUGUAGAGCAAAUAAGCUCCAUACAUGGAAAUUUUUACAUUUGUGUUCAUGAAUGGAGCAAUAAAGCUUACUAAACAUACAUUUUAGUGUAUAAAGGACAGUGUGUAAUUAGGGAGCUAAGAACAAUAUGUACGUUUAAUACAUUUUUAUUACUUAUUAUGUAAUUUGUGUGUGAUCUUUCAGUUUGCUGUAAACUUUAAAAGUAUUGAGCCUACAGUGUACAUUUUUUUAUUAUCAGCAUGCAUUUUGUGUGUAUGCAAAUAAAAACAUAAAAAAUCUAAA
This is a messenger RNA of Oryzias latipes (Japanese medaka), 1533 nucleotides long. Its product is annotated as interferon regulatory factor 1-like. Gene Ontology annotation, cellular component: nucleus. The record is from RefSeq and is a predicted model, not a curated record. Gene Ontology annotation, molecular function: RNA polymerase II cis-regulatory region sequence-specific DNA binding; DNA-binding transcription factor activity, RNA polymerase II-specific. NCBI's taxonomy places the organism in Eukaryota, Metazoa, Chordata, Actinopteri, Beloniformes, Adrianichthyidae. Gene Ontology annotation, biological process: immune system process; regulation of transcription by RNA polymerase II.